Biomphalaria glabrata is the source of this 797-nucleotide messenger RNA. RefSeq lists its product as uncharacterized. The transcript is spliced from 3 exons. Bases 12 to 797 code for a protein of 261 amino acids. The record is from RefSeq and is a predicted model, not a curated record. Lineage: Eukaryota; Metazoa; Mollusca; Gastropoda; Planorbidae.
UUUCUACAGAGAUGUACACAUUGACCAAAUACAGUGAGUACUUUAUACUGACGACUAUGGCAGUGACCACCUCUGGUCUUUACAACGCUGCCCGGUUCAAACCUGCGGUACAGAGCAGCGAUGGUGUGCCCUUUUACGCCUACUUGGGAGUGGACGGCAACUAUGACGCUAAUGCGUUCCACGGACAUUGUCAACACACGUUCGCGGACUGGAACCCUUGGUGGAUGGUGGACCUACGUGGUCAGUUUGUAAUAGAAGUAAUACAACUCACAAACAGGCAAGAUAUUUACCUGGGUCAACAAAUGGCUUAUCGUUUGAGAAACUUUUACAUUGAAAUUUUCAAAACAGAUCCGAGACAAGUUGCCAACUUUCCUAACGUUACUGGCCAAGUCUGCUACCAACAAUCUGACCCCCUGGGCCCAGACACUUUCAACUUUACUUGUCCUGAGCCGAUUGUUGGCAGAUUUGUGCGUCUUAUUGUCAGAAAUAAUAUCAGUGAAGUCUUACAUAUUUGUGAGAUGGAGGUACUAGUCAGUAGCUCCAGCUUUGAGGAGAUGUUAUUCAACAAAUUAAAGAACACUCAACUGACAGGCACACCUUUUGAUAGGACGACAGUUGCUGACCGAUUCCGUUGUCUACAGAGAUGUCAGCUCCGUAGAUCAACUGACUUCUGCACGGCCUUGAACUGGGUCACGGCCACAGGGUCGUGUGAACUUUUCAGUGUCAACCCUUACCUGGACAUAGCUUCUAACCUAGCUUCGGUUGUUGGAACACAGUUUUAUAUUCAGAGUAAAUAA